Letharia columbiana is the source of this 636-nucleotide messenger RNA. RefSeq lists its product as uncharacterized. Gene Ontology annotation, cellular component: endoplasmic reticulum; endoplasmic reticulum membrane. The transcript is spliced from 4 exons. Gene Ontology annotation, biological process: intracellular protein transport; endoplasmic reticulum to Golgi vesicle-mediated transport. Lineage: Eukaryota; Fungi; Ascomycota; Lecanoromycetes; Lecanorales; Parmeliaceae. The record is from RefSeq and is a predicted model, not a curated record. The coding region runs from base 1 to 636 and encodes 211 amino acids.
AUGACUUUGUACUAUACGUUGGUGUUCGCACUCCUGGUGUUCGAGAUGAGCGUCUUCGGAAUGCUCAUCGUCCCUCUACCAUACUCCAUGAAGCGCAAGCUCUUCAACUUCAUCUCCGAGAAUCCGCUCAUAGCGAAGCUGCAAUAUGGCAUGAAGAUUACGUUCAUCUUCAUCUUAAUCUUGUUCAUCGACAGUGUGAACCGUGUCUACAGCGUUCAAGUCGAGCUGGCCAAAACCAAGAGCAGCCAAAACUCCGCCAUGCUCGAAGGCUCCGGCCGCAUGGAGGUGCAAGCCCGCAAAUUCUACUCCCAACGCAACAUGUACCUUUGCGGCUUCACCCUCUUCCUCUCCCUCAUCCUCAACCGCACCUACGUGAUGAUCCUCGACACGCUCCGUCUCGAAGAGAAAGUCAAGCGCUACGAAGGUGACCCCAAGGCUUCAGGCAAGGACUCUGACAAACUUGCUCAGGCAGGUGGUGCUGGAGAGAUCGGAAAGCUGAAGAACCAGUUGGCGCAGAAGGAUAGGGACAUUGAGGCGCUCAAGAAGCAGAGUGAAGGCCUGAGCCGUGAAUAUGGGAAUUUGGGGGAUCAGUACAGCAAGCAGAAUGCUGAUUCCACGCCCAAGAAGGAUCGAUAG